CGGGGGCGCGCGCGCUGCUUCUGCUCCUGCCGCUGCUCCUGCUUUUGCUCCUGCUUUUGCUCCUGCGGGGGAGAGACUGAAGAGGAGGCGGCGGGAGACGCGGAGGGAGACCGAGCCCCCGCCGCCAUCAUGCCGGCCGUGUCCAAGGGCGACGGGAUGCGGGGCCUGGCGGUGUUCAUCUCGGACAUCCGCAACUGCAAGAGUAAGGAGGCGGAGAUCAAAAGGAUAAACAAAGAACUGGCCAAUAUCCGCUCCAAGUUCAAAGGCGACAAGGCUCUCGAUGGCUACAGCAAGAAGAAGUACGUGUGCAAGCUGCUCUUCAUCUUCCUCCUGGGCCAUGACAUCGACUUUGGCCACAUGGAAGCAGUGAACCUGCUGAGCUCAAACCGCUACACGGAGAAGCAGAUCGGCUACCUGUUCAUCUCCGUCCUAGUGAACUCCAACAGCGAGCUGAUCCGUCUGAUCAACAACGGUAUCAAGAACGACCUGGCGAGCCGGAACCCCACCUUCAUGGGGCUGGCCCUGCACUGCAUCGCCAACGUGGGCAGCCGGGAGAUGGCCGAAGCCUUCGCCGGAGAAAUCCCCAAGAUCCUGGUGGCUGGAGAUACCAUGGACAGCGUCAAGCAGAGUGCGGCCUUGUGUUUGCUGCGCUUGUAUAGGACGUCUCCGGACCUGGUGCCAAUGGGUGAUUGGACCUCUCGAGUGGUGCAUCUCCUCAAUGACCAGCACUUGGGUGUGGUAACUGCUGCCACCAGCCUGAUCACCACGCUGGCACAGAAGAACCCAGAAGAGUUCAAGACCUCUGUUUCCUUAGCGGUUUCCAGAUUAAGCAGAAUUGUGACGUCUGCAUCAACCGAUCUCCAGGACUAUACUUACUAUUUUGUGCCAGCUCCCUGGUUGUCUGUGAAGCUUCUGCGGCUGUUACAGUGUUAUCCACCCCCAGAAGAUCCUGCAGUGCGGGGCCGCCUCACCGAAUGCCUCGAGACGAUCCUGAACAAAGCCCAGGAGCCCCCCAAAUCCAAGAAGGUGCAGCAUUCCAACGCCAAGAAUGCUGUGCUCUUUGAGGCCAUCAGCCUCAUUAUACACCAUGAUAGCGAGCCCAAUUUGCUGGUCCGUGCCUGUAACCAGCUGGGUCAGUUCUUACAGCACAGAGAGACAAAUCUCCGGUAUUUGGCCUUGGAGAGCAUGUGCACCCUGGCCAGCUCCGAGUUCUCCCACGAGGCUGUGAAAACUCACAUAGAGACGGUCAUCAACGCCUUGAAGACGGAGAGGGACGUGAGCGUGCGGCAGAGAGCGGUGGACCUCCUCUAUGCCAUGUGCGACCGUAGCAAUGCGCAGCAGAUUGUCGCUGAGAUGCUGAAUUACCUGGAGACGGCCGACUACUCCAUCAGGGAAGAAAUUGUUCUGAAGGUGGCCAUAUUAGCUGAGAAGUACGCAGUGGACUACACCUGGUAUGUGGACACCAUCUUGAACCUGAUUCGAAUAGCUGGGGACUAUGUCAGUGAGGAGGUGUGGUACCGCGUCAUUCAGAUUGUGAUUAACCGGGACGAUGUGCAGGGCUAUGCAGCCAAGACCGUGUUUGAGGCCCUUCAGGCACCAGCAUGCCAUGAGAAUUUGGUCAAAGUUGGUGGCUACAUCUUGGGGGAGUUUGGAAACUUGAUCGCUGGUGACCCGAGGUCCAGCCCCCUCAUCCAAUUCAACCUGCUGCACUCCAAGUUCCAUCUGUGCAGCGUGCCCACGCGCGCCCUGCUCCUGUCCACCUACAUCAAGUUUGUGAAUCUCUUUCCUGAGAUCAAGACGACAAUUCAGGACGUCCUGCGCAGUGACAGCCAGCUCAAGAAUGCCGAUGUGGAGCUGCAGCAGAGGGCUGUGGAGUACCUGAGGCUGAGCACCAUCGCCAGCACAGAUAUCCUGGCCACGGUGCUAGAGGAGAUGCCUCCAUUCCCGGAGCGGGAGUCAUCCAUCCUUGCCAAGCUGAAGAAGAAGAAAGGUCCCAGCACAGUCACGGACCUGGAAGAAACCAAGAAGGAGAGGAGUGCGGACAUGAACGGGAGCACCGAGCCAGCACCGGUCAAUGCCAGCACUGUGUCCACUCCUUCUCCAUCCGCAGACCUCCUGGGUCUGGGCACAGGCCCCCCGACCAACGCAGCGCCCUCUGCGGCCUCCAGCGGCAGUUUGCUGGUGGAUGUGUUUUCAGAGCCCGCCUCGGCUGUGGCCCAGCUUGCUCCUGGCUCACAAGAGAACUUUGCAAGUCCUGACCUGGCUUCAUCUGAGCUAGUUUCUGAGGAACCCACUGAGACGGCGCGUGGUGCCGAUGAGCUGACACACAAGUUUGUCUGUAAGAACAAUGGGGUGCUGUUUGAGAACCAGCUGCUGCAGAUCGGCCUGAAGUCGGAAUUCCGCCAGAACUUGGGUCGCAUGUUUAUCUUUUAUGGUAACAAGACUUCCACGCAAUUCUUAACCUUUACCCCGACACUAAUCUGCUCUGAUGACCUUCAGUCCAAUCUGAACCUGCAGACCAAGCCGGUGGACCCUACCGUGGACGGGGGUGCGCAGGUGCAACAGGUGGUGAACAUUGAGUGCAUCUCUGACUUCACCGAGGCGCCCGUCCUCAACAUUCAGUUUAGGUACGGCGGAACCUUUCAGAACGUGUCGGUCAAGCUGCCCAUCACCCUCAACAAGUUUUUCCAGCCCACAGAAAUGGCAUCCCAGGAUUUCUUCCAGCGCUGGAAGCAGCUGAGCAAUCCCCAGCAGGAGGUCCAGAACAUCUUUAAGGCCAAGCACCCAAUGGACCCGGAGAUCACCAAGGCCAAGAUUAUUGGUUUCGGUUCUGCUCUCUUGGAGGAGGUGGACCCUAACCCGGCCAACUUUGUUGGGGCCGGCAUCAUCCACACCAGGACGGCACAGAUUGGGUGCUUGCUGCGCCUGGAGCCCAACCUGCAGGCCCAGAUGUAUCGGCUCACUCUUCGGACAAGCAAAGAGACUGUGUCCCAGAGGUUAUGUGAUCUGCUGUCGGAGCAGUUUUAACCAACAGGAAUGGAAAAUCAGUGCAGUUUGUGCGUGUGUUCCUUCUCAUUGUCUCCCUUAUCCCCCUGCAAAUAAAUACACCUUGUACCCCAGUGUCUGAAUAUUGCCGUGUGCCCAAGGACUCUCCCCCCACCCGCGGUCCGUCUAGCAGAUUGAGCACAGAUGUGCGGCAUCAGAAGGAACUUGGCCCCUGUGCUGUCGGGAUGGCCUGCCCAGCGGGACAAAUGCCGAACGCUCUUGCAGGAAUCAAGACAAUUCUUCACUUCAUCUGCCGGGAGAGGAGGAGGAGGAGAAGCUUGGCUGUGAUCGAGAACAUUCAGCAUGUUCAGGGCAGUGCUUCUACUGUGGAUGGCCCCAUGGCGCCGUCCAUCAGCCACAAGGGCGACUGGGCAGUGGGGUCAGGGCGUGAGCACAGGGGAGGGGGGCGGUCACCACCCUAGUCAUGCCAGUCGCUCGACGGGGCUACUCCUCUCGGGGCUUCUCUUGUCUCGUCUGCCUGCCCGCUGCCAGGGCCCCAGGCAACCCAGGGGGAUGUCUUGGGGCAUCUGCGGCGCUCAGGCCACUAGUUCUUACACGGCGUGUGGGCAUGAGCUGGGCAAGGGUCAGCCUUCAGGAUCCUGUAGGUUUUCUUGUCUGGUCACUAGCUCGUGGUUCUUCUGACUCCUUGGAGGAGAGGAGCCAUGAUUCGAGGCCAGAGGAGUCCCAUGUUCAGCAGCCACAUAGAUGUGUGGGGCACCCAGUGGAUGAGCAGGUGCCCCCUCUUAACCUCAGAACGUGCCACUCUCAGGAGCUGUUAAGGGAAAUGGAGGCACUUAGCUAGCGUGGCCCCCGGCUGCCUUUCGGAGGGCGACGGGUCUGGGGUGGUGGGAUGGGGAUGCAGCACCCUGACUUGGGGGUUACUGCAAGCCAAGGACAGAGGCCCAGGUCCUGGGGCUGGGCAGGACCAGGAGGCCCUUCCCUGCUCAUGUGCCCACUUUGCAGCUCAAGCAUAGGCUGAACCCUGGCUCAGACCCCAAGCAGCCCCUGGGUGUCUUCAUUUGCUUUGGUUUGUGUGGUUGGGGCCUGGAUGUCGAAGGGAAGACGGCUGAGUGUGGGCUGGAGCCGAGUGUCCCAAAGCCUGGCCCCCCGCCCCCCCACCCCGGCCUGCAGAACCAUUGUUUGUGUUGUGGCACGAUGCCUCAAACCGUCCUUGAGCUCGUGGAAACAGUGUUAUUGUUCAGAGUGCAGUAUCUCAGCAUCACCGUGUGAAAGGCAGUGAGCACCCCACAGCACCUGCCUUGUGCUGGCUGCCCCGGGGGGCUCCCGCCCCGUGGACCCACGUGGCACGGACCCACCUGGCGUGGCUGGUGACCAGCUCUGCUUCCGUGUCUCUGCCCCCACCCCUCCCCCAGUGCCUCCUUUUACCCUCAGGACUCAUCAUGACAUUUGGAAAACCCGUGAUUUCGUCAGAAAAGUGUGUUAUCUUUUCAAAGAGAAAUAAAUGACUAGAACGGA
Messenger RNA from Trichosurus vulpecula (common brushtail), 4521 nucleotides. RefSeq names its product adaptor related protein complex 2 subunit alpha 2 (gene AP2A2). Gene Ontology annotation, molecular function: clathrin-cargo adaptor activity. Gene Ontology annotation, cellular component: AP-2 adaptor complex; membrane coat. NCBI's taxonomy places the organism in Eukaryota, Metazoa, Chordata, Mammalia, Diprotodontia, Phalangeridae. Bases 130 to 3027 code for a protein of 965 amino acids. The record is from RefSeq and is a predicted model, not a curated record. Gene Ontology annotation, biological process: intracellular protein transport; clathrin-dependent endocytosis. The transcript is spliced from 23 exons.